AUGGAACACCCAGCCCUUCUCCCCCGCAUGGCCGGCAUGGACAUGUCAGCCGCCGCCACCAACUCCUCCUGCUCCGUCGGGUCGAUGCUCUGGAACUGGAACACAAUCGACUCGUGCUUCCUCUCGUCCACAUGGCACGUCACCACAAAAGGCAUGUUCGCCGUCUCCUGCAUCGGCGUGGCCCUGCUCGGCGUGGCGCUCGAAUUCCUGCGGCGGGUCUCGAAAGACUACGAAGAAUCGCUGCAGCGGCAAUUCCAGCGGCAUGCGAUUACACAGCUUGACGAUCCGCUUGUCUGCGGCGCACCAGCGAGCGUUGUCACCUACCGGGCGAGUCCACUACAGCAGAUUAUCCGGGCGGUGCUGCAUGUCGCGCAGUUCGGGGUCGCGUAUAUCACCAUGUUGAUUGCGAUGUAUUAUAACGGGUACAUGAUUAUUUCGAUCUUCAUUGGCGCGUUCCUCGGGAAGCUGUUCUUUGAUUGGGGACAGUACAGGGUGGUGCUGGGCCAGACGCAGGGGCCUGUGACGCCCAAGGUGGUCGAGGAGGAGGCGACCAAGUGUUGCGGUUAG
This is a messenger RNA of Aspergillus mulundensis, 567 nucleotides long. RefSeq names its product copper transporter family protein. Gene Ontology annotation, cellular component: membrane. Lineage: Eukaryota; Fungi; Ascomycota; Eurotiomycetes; Eurotiales; Aspergillaceae. The record is from RefSeq and is a predicted model, not a curated record. The transcript is spliced from 2 exons. The coding region runs from base 1 to 567 and encodes 188 amino acids. Gene Ontology annotation, molecular function: copper ion transmembrane transporter activity. Gene Ontology annotation, biological process: copper ion transmembrane transport.